CUUUACCACCUGAUAGUUUCAAUUUGGUGUUUAAUAUUUAUACAGUUGUGUGUAUUUCGGUAUUAAAAGAUACGGAAGAAUAAGUAAUUUCUAUUCUACAUACACCUUGUUAAAAAGUCAGAAUGCCAGCGGAUCCAUCGGAAGAAGUAGCCCCUCCUCAGGUCCCAAAGACCGAGCUAGAAGAGCUGCAAAUUAAUGCGCAAGGAGUAGCCGAUGAGUCCCUGGAAAGUACGCGACGUAUGCUUGCUCUGUGUGAAGAGAGCAAGGAGGCAGGGAUACGAACACUUGUAGCCCUUGAUGAUCAAGGAGAACAACUGGAUCGUAUUGAAGAAGGAAUGGAUCAAAUUAAUGCCGAUAUGAGGGAAGCAGAAAAAAAUUUAAGUGGAAUGGAAAAAUGUUGCGGCAUUUGCGUUCUCCCGUGCAAUAAAAGUCAAUCAUUCAAAGAAGAUGAUGGGACAUGGAAAGGCAAUGAUGAUGGAAAAGUUGUAAAUAAUCAACCACAAAGAGUGAUGGAUGAUAGAAAUGGUAUGAUGGCGCAAGCGGGUUAUAUCGGCAGGAUAACAAAUGAUGCUAGAGAAGAUGAAAUGGAAGAAAAUAUGGGCCAGGUAAACACUAUGAUAGGCAACCUCCGUAACAUGGCAUUGGAUAUGGGUUCUGAGCUGGAAAAUCAAAAUCGUCAAAUUGAUAGAAUUAACAGGAAGGGUGAAUCUAAUGAAGCGCGGAUAGCAGUUGCUAAUCAAAGGGCACAUCAACUGUUAAAGUAAAAAGAUUAUGCGAUAAAUACAUAUUUCAAUAUAUUCGUACGUGUGCGACCGAGGCUUCAUUUCGUCAUUUCAGCCCCCUAUGUGCUCCAAAAAGUUAUAUAAAACUGAAAACCUUUCGAAAAAAGAGCCACACAGUAUUUGCAGAACCUUAUUUUUAUUGGAAAUGUCAAAUCAAAAAAUAAUAGGAACUGUUUAUUUUUAAGGUAUACAGAAUCAUCAGAAUUGUGAAACCACUGUUUGAAAGAUACGAAUAUUUCAUGUUUUAAUCCAAAAUAUCCAUUAGUAUUUUAAGAUGCGUAUUAUUUAGUAGUGUAAAGUUAUCCAAACUACUUAAAUUUUGUUAUGCAUCUCCAAGGGAUGUAAUAAUUUGAUUUUUUAGUGUUUUCUGACAUUUUAGACGAGUCGAUAUAGCCAGUUGCCUUAGUUCUUAUACAGAUGACGUUCUUUAAUAAAAAGAUGUUUAACGUUUGUUCAUACAAUACCGAGUAUGCACAUCGCGGUGAUCAAAAGUUUGAGAACGAAAAGUUUAAAAAAGUUUUUAUAACAAAUAUAUAAAUAAUAAUAAUAAAUAAAUAAAUAUUGCCAUUCAGUAGCUUAUAUCUCAAAUUUUGCAUAUCAUGGUAUUCGAAUAUUUUCAAGUGUAUUUAUUUUUUGUCUUACCAUAAUUAGUCCCAAAUUUUCAGUGGUUUUGUAGUAAAGACACCUCUAUAAAAUAUAUAUAUGUACAUAAAUUAAAUUAGAUGGGAACCACCGUUAGCCCUUGCAAUUUGAACGGUUCAAUGGUUUUAAGUUUAACUCGCAUUAAAUUGUAUAGAUGUCGAUUAAAAGAGAUUGGUCCGUUGAAAAGUGUGUAAAAGGUAGAAGGAAGCGUUGCGAACCCGUAAGGUCGUAAUUGAAGAUCACUAGCUGAGUGGCCAAGUUCGCCUGUCUGCCCACGAGAAGAGAUUAGACAUUCAGAAUUUUGAGAUAUCAUAUAGUCGUCGAUCCGACUCGUUACGACCUAUAUACAUUAUAAAUAGAAAAGAUCAUUAUAAAAUAGUUGAAAUUUACUUAUUUAAAAGUAGUAGUUAGUGUUAGAUAUUCGUUGUUUUAUUUAACAGUUUAAAAGUAUACUUUAAGCACAUUGAUUGAAAAUGUAUGUACAGGUUAAAUUAAAUGUAAUUCUUUAUUAACAAUUGAAUUAUUUCAUGGCUUUAUCGACCAGGCACUACAUAAAACAUGGAGUAUUUGUUAAAAUUGCACGCUUAGUAAGUGGUUAUAAACAGUCAAAAUUAUUCUUACUACAUUGUCGCUUACAUAAUUCAUAAGUUACGUUCAUGUAAAAGCACAAGAAAAUCGUAUUAUUAACUUUCUUUAUUAACGUUUCAGACGAAGAUGUUAUAAAAAAUUAAAAUUAAAACAUACCUCUUACAUACAUAUAUAGUAAUUAACAUUCUUCUGUAGUCCGGUUUUAUUAACAUUUUUUGC
Molecule: messenger RNA, 2231 nt
Organism: Drosophila teissieri
Lineage: Eukaryota; Metazoa; Arthropoda; Insecta; Diptera; Drosophilidae
Gene: Snap25
Product: synaptosomal-associated protein 25
Exons: 8
Coding region: 123-764 (213 amino acids)
Biological process (GO): synaptic vesicle fusion to presynaptic active zone membrane; synaptic vesicle priming; exocytosis
Cellular component (GO): plasma membrane; SNARE complex
Molecular function (GO): SNAP receptor activity; syntaxin binding
Source: RefSeq, a predicted model, not a curated record